Molecule: messenger RNA, 1626 nt
Organism: Saxophila tyrrhenica
Lineage: Eukaryota; Fungi; Ascomycota; Dothideomycetes; Mycosphaerellales; Extremaceae
Exons: 2
Coding region: 1-1626 (541 amino acids)
Molecular function (GO): iron ion binding; monooxygenase activity; heme binding
Source: RefSeq, a predicted model, not a curated record
AUGGCUGCAAACGACCGCUUCUCAGGCUUGUUGCUCUUCGUUCAACAUCAUUUCUUCCUUUCCACCUUGGUUAUCGCUGGAUUUGCACUCGUUGGGUACAAGAUUGCAACAUACGAUAAACGUCAUCGGCACCUACCUCCAGAAGUUCCAGGAUGGCCAAUUGUCAACCAGACACUGUUGCAACAGCAGGAAGACGCACCGCCCAUUCUUCGCGGAUGGGCAGAGAAAUACGGCGAAAUCUUCAGGACCAAGGCCGGGGUCACAACCUUCAUCUGGCUCAACUCUCCUGAAUCCGUCAAAGAGCUUUUCGACAGGCGUUCAGCGAUCUACUCCAGUCGGCAUGAGAUGCCAAUGGCAUUUCAAUAUGCAACGGGAGGCAAAAGAAUUACUCUCUCCCCGUACAAUGCAAUCUGGAGGACUUCGCGCGCCGUCUUCCAUAAAGUUCUCACCCCGAAGAUGGCGGAAGAAUAUUCCGUUAUCCAAGGUUUCGAGGCAAAACAACUCAGCGUCGAUUUGCUCAACAAGCCUCGCGACUUCUACAAGCAUAACCGGCGCUAUGCAGCGAGCGUCAUCUUCCAGGUGACUUACGGGUGGCGGAUCCCGGAGUGGGACUGUGACGAUGUAAGAAACAUCUUUGACGUUCUUGGUCGCUUCGUGCAGGUCCGGCGGCCAGGACAGUGGACGGUGGAUGUCGUGCCAGGUUUCGCAGACGAUCCCAUAUUCAACAUGUUCUCGAACUGGAAGAAAGUCGGACGCAGUUUCCACGACAAGGACAACGCCAUCUUCAUGGAAUUCUGGAACCGACUGAAGAGGUCGAUAGAGGAUGGAACCGCGGCUCAUUGCUUUGGUAAGGUCCUGCAAUCGAGCUAUGAGAAACAAGGGUUAAAUGAGAGCCAAGCGGCCUGGAUAUGUGGCGGAUUGCUGGAAGCGGGUAGCGAAACGACGUCCUCGACGCUCAACAACUUCAUUCUCCUCGCGCUGUCGAACCCCGAAUCCAUCCGGUUGGCGCAUGAGGAACUCGAUCGUGUGGUAGGAACUUCCAGGACGCCGACCUUCGCGGAUGAGCGUGAUCUGCCGUUCAUCCGUGGGAUGGUCAAGGAGACUCUUCGCCUCCGUCCGAUCAACAAGUUCGGCAACAACCACUGCAACACUGAAGAUGACUGGUACAAGGGAUACUUCAUACCAAAGGGGUCCAUCGUCAUGGCCAACUGGUGGGCGAUCCAGUUCGACCCCAACCGCUUCCCAGAACCUGACAAAUUCCUGCCUGGGCGCUGGCUUGAUUACCCCUACACUGCUGCGCAAGCAGCUGCCAUCGCGGAUGGCACGAAGAGAGACCACUUCACAUAUGGCGGAGGCCGACGGAUAUGUGCUGGAAUGCAUGUGGCGGAGAAGAGUCUGUUCAUCAACAUUGCAAGACUGAUGUGGGGGUUCGAUAUGGCUGCCGUCGAUGGUUUCCCGUUGGAUUUCACGAUCAAGGGCAUGCAGCCGGGGAGUGGGACGAUUCCGAAGCCAUUUGAGUGUGCCAUCACGCCCAGAUCAGAGCAGCACGAGCGGUUGAUGAGGGACGAGUGGGCGCAGGCGGAGGAAGAAGGCAUUGACUUCUCUCACAUCAAGUGGUCUUCUUAG